AGUUAAGCUGACAGUGAUCACACACAUUAUUGACAAUUUGUCCAUUACAUCUAAACUCUUAUAAUGUUCCAAGUUCUUAUCCAUUUGGUGUUGUAAUGUUAUGUUAUUGUAGUAUAAGAUGAGGCAUGUCAUCUCUCCUCCUGAUAACCUCUGACCCCUUGACACUUUACACGGAUAGGAAUUCUUAUUGUUGAAUGUGUCCUUGAAAUCGCCUUUAAAAAGAAACUACCUGAUGAAGUAAUAUCUCCCUAAUCACUGCACGUGAGUAUUGUGGGCCAAUAUGUCAGUGAAUUUAGAAGAGCCAGGUCCAUCCCGAAUUAAGCGGAAGAACUCUGACCCCGAACAAGGACAUGGAGAAAGUAAAUGCAAGACUGAAGAAACUCAUCAAUUAAUGUCAUCAGGCAAUGAGGAGGACACUGAAGAGGAAAAGGCGGCUAAACUGGGUGAAUAUCUGAGUUCCCAAUAUGAAGUAGUUCUAAGGCUUUUAAACAACCUUCCAGCUUUUGAUUUAAGGAGAGCUGCUCAAGUAUCAAAGUCAUGGCAGACAGCAGCCAACGUCAUUCGAGACUCUCGUUUCCAAUUUCAUUGGUUGUUUUGGCGAGCCAAUAGCGGUGGCUGGAAUAUCCCUCCUCCACUAGCUCUUUAUUCCUCACUAUGUGAGCAUGUGUAUUCUCAGCCCACCCUGUGUAUUGCUUUCUUUACAAGAUCAGCCAUUAAAACAUUUGAAUGCUCCGCUGAGUAUCUCUGUCCUGUAACAAAACAAUACAAAUGUUGCGGAAAGCAGCAUCCAGUGGAGUCAUACAUGUCGCUUGCCCUUGGACCAAAAUGUACACUCUUGUCAUUCACUGUGAGUGGUGUAAUAGGCACUUCCCUGGAUCUCAAAUCAACAUUUGAAGUUGAACACAUAAACAGAGGCAAAGCUCAGGCUAUGAGUGCAGCUCUUUUUCCGAACUCGCCUGGGGUUAAGAUCGUAAGGUUCAAGAUGACAAAACAAGAACUAUUUCAGAAACGUUCCUCAACAGAGCUUGCCAAGGAUCUUGGGAUACCUAGUAACAUGCUUAUACAAGCUCUAGCUCUUUUUACAGGUCAUCGAGUUCGUGAGAAUGAACUCUCUAUGCUGGUUGCUCAUUUGCAAGCAAGGCAGGAACACAGAUUUGCUGUAGCAGGUGGAAUUGGUGAAAAAGCUGAUGGCAUUGAAGGUUUGGUUUUUCUUGGUGAUGAUGUGGCUGCUGUUUCACUUAUCAUUCCUGAGACAGUCACUGAAAAAGACACAGUGGUUGAACAUGUCACUAAAAUCAAAAACUGUAAUUUACCAUCUGAGAGAUCCAUGUGCUUAAUGUUUACUUGCCUUGGGCGUGGAACAAUGUGGUACUUGGGAGAAAAUAAUGUUGAAUCGAGCAUUAUAAACAAAAUGUUUCCUCAAUCUCCUGUCAUAGGCUUCUUUGGAAGAGGCGAGAUAGGACUUAAUUUUCUGUGUAAUUUCCCAGCUCAUCAAGAUUCAAAAUUAUUCUGGCAAGAUUUCAAAUCUAUCUGUAAUGAAAGUAAGAAGUCUCUGGAGGCCCCACCAAAAGAAGUCAAGAGAGGCGAAUUCUAUCAAAUUGACCAUGCGUACAGCACUUGCCUUUUGUAUUUGACAUUUAAUGUGACAAGUGCCAAUCUGAGUCUUUGAAACCUCAUUUUAUUUUGGCUCGCUCUCUACCAUUUUCAAAUAUGUAUCAUUUGUUACAAUUUUAUUUUGCCUUGAAGUGUGCUGCCUGUUAUGUUUGGUGAAUAUUAUUGACAAUAUUUUUUUCAUUUAUAUCAUUCCUAACCCUUUGAGUCUUUUGUCUCUUCUUCCACCCCCCGAAAAAAAAAAACUGAUCAAGUGUAUCUUUUGUACAUAAGUACAGUGAAAUGCUGUGUUGUGUUGAUUCAGCAAUAUAUUUUCUAUUGAAUGACCGAUAAAA
Frankliniella occidentalis (western flower thrips) is the source of this 1946-nucleotide messenger RNA. RefSeq names its product F-box only protein 22. Bases 281 to 1669 code for a protein of 462 amino acids. NCBI's taxonomy places the organism in Eukaryota, Metazoa, Arthropoda, Insecta, Thysanoptera, Thripidae. The record is from RefSeq and is a predicted model, not a curated record. The transcript has 10 exons. Gene Ontology annotation, biological process: positive regulation of proteasomal ubiquitin-dependent protein catabolic process; protein polyubiquitination. Gene Ontology annotation, molecular function: protein binding.